Molecule: messenger RNA, 2397 nt
Organism: Angiostrongylus costaricensis
Lineage: Eukaryota; Metazoa; Nematoda; Chromadorea; Rhabditida; Metastrongylidae
Source: the annotation of a GenBank genome assembly
AUGACCCUGACCAUAAGAGAACGAAUCGAGAUCGUUCUUCUUGCUGGAGAUCGACGAAAUCACGGCGAAAUUGCUGAAGAAUUCAGCAAACGACACCCGGAUCGUCCGAUUUCCCGCGUAACUAUUGCCAGUGUCCUCGCUAAAUUUAAACAAACCGGUUCUGUUUACCAUAAAAGUCAUUUGAUACGGAGGAGCAAGGACCAUCACAAAUGUUCUGAUCUUCUCGAGAACUUCCGUGGAUCUCUUAGGGAUUCUGAACGAAAAGCUGGCAGCGAUUUGACCGACUCGAGAAGUCCUGUGCAUCGAAUGAUGCAAGCUCCGAAAGGCUAUCGCUAUAUUCUUCUUGAAGUCGACGAAAGUCGGGUCGACAAGUUGCACGAUGUCCUGAUCAGUAAUGGAUUUCAUGACUUCGUUCCCUUGAAUAACCUCCCUGAUGACUCGGACUUCAUGAGUAACCCAGUAGAGGAGCUCUUGACGGAUGUUAACGGAUCCGAUCUUCUUCAAACACCUACAUCUUCUGGUAUGUCUUUUGUUGCCAUCUCCAUUUCGUUUUCAAAAGGGUCGAGAAAGGUUUUCGGAAAGAACUACUCAUCUGGACCAUUUCACUCCAUUCCAGAAAGUAGCCUUGACGGGCCUAAAUCGGAACUGGACUUUCGUGCAGUUAAUGGAGAACAAGGCGAAAAGAGUUACGUGAAUUGUCGACUUUGUAAGAGUAUGAUCCUGACAUCGAGGUUCUCCAAUCUUGCAAAUCACGCUCGUAGACAUGCAGUAGUGAAGAAGUACAGAUGUGUACACUGCUGUGUUCAGAAUAAUGAGUAUUCUAGGGUGGGUGAAGUUGUUAAUGCAAAGUCUAGGGAGGUUCAUUUUCACCUAUCUGAAUGUCAUACGGAAGUAGAUCCUACUACAUGCCUCAUAACUGAAUGCCGGUCACCAAAUUCUUAUGGAGAUUUAUCGUUGUUAUCCCAAGAGCAAAGUAUUUCUACGGAUAUUAAGUCUGAAAGUUGGGUAACAGAAAAUCAUAUGCAGUCAUCGUCAAAUGCAGCCCACAAUUAUGAUGGAGAGAGUACAUCUGAACAAAUUUUGGAGAUUACAGCAGAUAACGAAGAGAACAAGGAUUUGGAUUCAGUGCUAUGUCAUCUAUGCAAUCAAUCUGUUGUGUUGGCGAAGUUGACAGAUGUGGUUGAUCACGCGAAGGAGCAUUACCAUGUAAAGCAAUUCGAAUGCGAGCUCUGUGGUUUUGGUAAUAAUGAAAGACUUCGAGUUAGAAGUCAUGCAUUCCAUCAACAUCUGUACGAACGCCCUCGUAUAAUAGAGCACAAUGACGAAAAUAUGAAGAAGGUAUGGACACAGAUAGCCCGAAUAUGUUUUCCCAGUCUUCCUGAACGAUUGAUGAAAGAGAAGGCGAUGUGGGGAAUUCGCUCGGUUUUUGACGAGAUCUUCAUAUGCGGAGAUAAUUUCGAAAUUUCCUUUCCAUUCCUACAGACCAGGAUUAAAGUUAGCGUUCCUGAUCACAUUCUGGACGUAUGUUCUACCCAUAAUUUUGUGGCAGUAGUGACCAAGGAGGAGAUUUUUAUCGCACAUAAGGACAAACUUCAAGAUCCUCUAAAAUGCAGUUAUAAAAAAGAAGAUACGUUAAAUCUGGAAUUCGAGUCUUCUUCUUGGCCGUCAGUGGUGGUCCCGUUCACUCAAAGUACUCUACUUAAUGACUGGUGUAAAGAGAAGAAACCAGCAUCGGAUGUCCUACUCACGGCAACUAGUUCGACAGUAUACCUAAUUUGUAAUAUUAAGGGCUCAAGUAUGGUAGUGAGGUUAUUCAACGAAAAUACAUAUUUAUCAAGUGGUGUCGUGAAACCAUGCGUUGUUCAACAACCAAAGAGUUUGGUGAUUGUGAUGGUAGCUUCAGGUUAUGAUCACAGCAUAUUCUUGACGAACAAAGGUGCCGUAUACGCGCUAGGAACGGGAAGUCGUGGGGAGCUAGGAGUAGGCUUGGUACCACGUGUUUAUGAGCUCACAUGGUUGGAAGCUCUGGAAGGACUGAACUUCAGCUAUGGCGGUUUUAAUGUGUUAUGCUUGUUUACAGAUGAUGGAGAUGUAUAUUUAUGGGGAUGGAAUCAUCGCGGUCAACUUGGAGAUGAAAAAGAGAAAGUUGAAUUCUACCCAUCACCACUGGACAUUCAUCUUCGAAUAGUAAGAAUAACACUCCGUGAACACUUCACUGCACUAUGGGUAGCUGAAGACGAAGAUGAACCAUCAAUUAUCAUGGGAUCAAAGAAGAUUGGGAUGCCUGCAACCCAGCUGACGUACUUUUCCGGCAGUACUGCUUCGGAACCUGGAACGCCAUCGCUAUCUAGUGAUUGUCGGGAAGAAGCGGUGAUUUUAGGUGAAUAUCGAGAAUGA